This is a messenger RNA of Saccostrea echinata, 4027 nucleotides long. RefSeq names its product sex peptide receptor-like. NCBI's taxonomy places the organism in Eukaryota, Metazoa, Mollusca, Bivalvia, Ostreida, Ostreidae. The record is from RefSeq and is a predicted model, not a curated record. The transcript has a single exon. Bases 1209 to 2462 code for a protein of 417 amino acids. Gene Ontology annotation, biological process: G protein-coupled receptor signaling pathway. Gene Ontology annotation, molecular function: G protein-coupled peptide receptor activity. Gene Ontology annotation, cellular component: membrane.
GAAGGAUUAUAAGUGCAGACAUAAUUAAAUGUAUAGGAGUGCAUCGAUUUUUUUCUUUUUCUCUCUUUUCGGACCAAGGAUGAAAAUUAAAAGCUCCAUCAAUUUAUAUUUACCUGUGCGGACAUCUAAUGCUUUUGACAUACAAGUAAAUGAAUGCCGUUAAUGUGUUCGUCUGUGAAUUAACAUAGUUGUACUUUCUUUUUUUCUCUUUUCCAGGCUUUCCUGCGUUUUAUAUGGCCAGAGUAUGAACCUUAUAGUGCUAUUUAGACAAGACAUUUGGAUUAAGUGCCGAAUCAACUAAUAUUUAUUGUAUAUAAAAGCUUUUUAACCAUCCAUUAGUUGAUAAAGUGACAUGUUAAUUGUGCAUAUUACCAAGGAUGAAGUAGCGGUGUUUUUAUUGUAAAAGUUUAAUAGCAUGGUUCGAGAUGCUACAGUGAUAUAAUAACCUUUAAACCACGGGAGGGAUUUGACAAGUAUGGAUUGGUGCAUAGGCUGAGGUUGGAACUAAUUGCCGGUCGGGACAUAUUCCAAAAGACAUCGAUCAGGGGCCAAUAAUUAAACACAACUUCAUCAUCAGAACAGUAAACUGUGAAUUGAAUUGGAAGCUUUUUAGGAAUAAAAAUUUUGCUCACAAAAACACAAUUGCCUGUAUUGUUAAAGAAGCCGAGAUUGUAUCGGAAAAUAGCAAAGAUAAGUAUCGCACCAGAUUCAAGUAUUUAAUGACGACAUAAAAGCGGCCAUACAAUCAAUAGAAGUCUCCGUUUUUACUUUUGUCAUUCUUUUCGUCGGACAAUGGACAAUUAUGCACCAAACCUCACGGAACAUCGUCCCGAACAAACCUCAUGUCGUCAUCGUCUUUGAAGUCAUAAGGACUAUCUGCUUCAAAGGGAAAUGAUCUUCUUUGGCGACCAGAGGUAACUCUUGUCAAGAGUGAGGGCAAAAUAAAAUUAUUCCUUGUACUUACUUUGGGGAUAAUUAAUGCUAUCCUAGGUAAGGUGUUCUUUUUUAUAUGUUCAAUCGGUUCAGCAUUGACUUAGAAAUUUGAAUGCAUAUUAUUCAAUAAUUUGUUAUGACUAUAAAGAAAUAUAAUUGUGAGGCAUACAGCUACUCUAGUGGAACAUAUUUUGAAAAACUAGAAUCAAACCACCAACUGAACACAUAUGUGAAACUAUGGAAAUUUCUGUACAUUGAAUUAAGUUAAAUUCAUUAUGACGUCAGCAAAGUUUGAAAUUUCUAAUAACUUCUCGUCCUUCGUUGGAUACGAUCAUACAAAGAAAAUGUUUAACACAUCGUAUGGUAAUAACACCAGUACUCCAGAUGUCGGCAGGGGGUACGAGGAGCUUAUUUUACUAAUAAUGAAUCCUGGACAAUCUUACAUAGUGCCUAUCAACGGGAUUGUGUCUAUUAUUUUUAUCUUAGUAACUAUUGUUACCAAUAUUCUCGUCAUGCUAGUUCUGCCUCGGAAACACAUGCGGUCACCAACUAAUAUCAUACUAGCAGCAAUGGCCCUGGCAGACAUGCUUACGGGAUUGUUUCCUCUACCUAUGUUCUUCUAUUUCUUUACACUUGGAAAUUACGUAGAAUAUCCGCCAUAUAAUUGGUGUUAUGUGUACAAACUAUUUACCGAGUACCUGCCAAUGAUAUUCCACACAGCUUCAAUAUGGCUGACUGUUUUCUUAGCCAUUUUAAGAUACAUUUAUGUCUGCCACACUGAUGUCGCCCGGAAAGUCUGCACUGUUCCUAAUGUCAUUAAAGCCACAGUUGGUAUAUAUGUUGUAGCAACUUUAACGCAAACAACACGUUUCUUUGAGUCGGAAACUAUUCCAUUCUCGUUGCCGUCAAGAAGAUCUCCAAACAAAACAAUUACAACUUGUCUGUUUCCAUACAGACCCUUUGUGGAACAGGACAUUAACUUGUACUUUAAUCUUAUUUAUGGAUUUAGAGUCAUUUUUAUCCAUUUCAUUCCAUGCUCCCUUCUGUUAAUUUUAAAUGCUCUUCUUAUCCGGACAAUGCGUCAAGCCCAGCUUAGACGAAGACUCUUGUUGCGACAAAAUAAGAAAAACGAAUCAAAGAAACUCGCUGAUAGUAACUGCACUACUCUAAUGUUAGUGGCUGUUUUGGGAUUAUUUCUGCUUGUUGAACUGCCUCUUGGCGUUAUUAUGAUAUUGUUCAGCAUACAAAAUACACUUGAAAUACCCAUAUUUGAAACAAGUAACUUUUUACUUAUGACAGCCGUGUCUAACACAGCCAUCUUAGUGUCUUAUCCACUGAACUUUCUGAUUUACUGUGCAAUGAGCCGACAGUUUAGGGAAACCUUCAAAAGAAUAUUUACUUGCAAACCUAUGCCUCUGCAAAGAGAAUGUUCUCAGUACACGGCUGUACCACAAGAAAAUGGGAAAAUACAUCAAGAACACAAUAAAACAAACGUUGUCGAGAUUUCUGAAUACAAAAAGAAUGGAUAAUGAAAAUAAUACCAUCCUGUCCAGAGCGACUGAAGAAUAAAUAUGCCGUGAUAUAAAAAGCAUAGUGAUUGUUCCGAUGGUUAUUUUAAUAUAAUAUUAUUAUUAAGUAUCUUUUUAAUGUACCAUAAAGAUAAUGGUAGAUCUAUUGUCUUUUUGGAAACUACGCUGAAAAAAUGUUAAUGAUAUAAUAUAUUGUUUUUUACACAACAGAAAUUGUUUAUGAUAAAAAAAAAAUCAAAUGUUAACCUUAGUAUAUGGUCUGCUUUGUUUCAUAGUGUUAUAUGUUGUAUAGAAAAAAAAACCCAGAAUCAUUGACAAGUUACUGAUUUAGAAAAUGGAAUUAUCUUUUCAUAAUGGUACUUAUAUCGUAUCUCAUUUUUUUGUAUCUUCCUAAACAGACUGAAAACUUCAAGACAAAUAAAUUGUUUUUUUUUUCCCCAUUUUUUAAUUUUAUUGUAUAAAAGCGACAUUCAAACGUCUAAUAACUUUUCUAAAUAAUUAUCUUGGAAGACAUUGAUAUUCUUAAUGGUCGAGAUGCAUGAUUUUUUAAGCAUUCCCUAGAUUGUAUGCAACAGAGUUAUUGGUCACCCUUUCGUCGACUUAACGUGAAAAUAAUUAGGGUUCAACGCCUGAUAGUAUUGUACUACGGCUAGCAAUCACGUAUUAUUACCAGAUAUAAAUUUGGCGGGCUUUCGUUCGUUUUAAAAGAAGCUAUUCAAUAAGGCACAAAUAAGAUAUCCGGAGAGACUAGAAAAUCAAUUUUGAUGAGGUAUUAACUAUGAAUGGCCCUUCUAAUGAUAAUUAACUAUUAUAUUCAUUCGUAAUUAUUGAAAAUGUUGUAAUCAAGUCCAAAUAUAUUCUUGUUUUUAUGUCCUUCUUGAUGUUAUCUAUUUUAAUUCCGAGCGAAACAAAAAACAAAUAACCAGACAAAUACUGAUCAAUUCAAAAUGUACUCUUUAGCUUGUACCUCAUUUAUUGGCGUUACGGUAAUAAAAAAAAAAUAAAAUGACAUACUUAUCCGAGUUUUGAAGGAGAUUCCAUGUUCUCCUUCAUCAAGUGUCACUCUGCAUCAGAUCGCUGAGUCCCAAUGACCUUUACAUGGCCCAACUAGGAACUGAUUCUCUCUCGAGAUAUUAUAGCAUUAUUAAGAAGAGGGGAAUAUGUUACUGAGGAGGAACUGUCGCCGUUCUAGACACGACGUGUUUAACAGAAUGGAUUCAAUUGCAAUUGCUUGGAAAGUUUCCAUAUCUCUCCAGUAAAAUAUCACUUUUUUAAAGACAAAAAUAGAUCGUUACCCUCUUUCUACUUUCGAAAAAACACACGUACUGUCUGUAAGAAUGAUUCUUAUGUAUGAUCAUACACAUCCAGCUUUCUCUACCUGUAUAUGACAGUACUUUCAUUUUCAAAGUUAUAUUUUAUAGAAUCAACUGAAUUUAAAUAAAUAAAAUAAAUACAAAUUUAUCAGGGAAACUUUAUUAUAUAAUUAGGACAUAAAGAUAAUUUUUAAUCGAUUUUCAUAUAAUUACAUUAGAAAAUAAUGAACGUCCAUUAAAAAAAAAAAAAAA